Molecule: messenger RNA, 3675 nt
Organism: Striga hermonthica
Lineage: Eukaryota; Viridiplantae; Streptophyta; Magnoliopsida; Lamiales; Orobanchaceae
Source: the annotation of a GenBank genome assembly
AUGAAGACGCAGAGCAAAGUUCAGCACCGAUCCCCAUCGAGAAAAUCUCCCAGAUUCUCAUCUCCUUCGUCCACUCACGUUUCGGCCCGAUCUGAGCCCAAAACCAGAGUCAAAGCCAAAUCCCGGCCCGAAUACGCCUUGGCCCUGUCCCUGCAUGUGGUGGAGCAGGUUCCCCUGGACGCCUGCUAUCCUUCUGACGAAGAUAACAAACCCAUCCGUAGAUCGUCGAGAUUCACCGCCAACAAGUACAGAACUCCGCCGUCGGAGGCCGCCGGACCAAAAUCCCGUCCUGCAUUGACUUUGACGUGCGGCGAGAAUGUGGGUCCCGGCGAGAAACGGCUCUUGCUUCUGGAGUACGGAGAGGAUGCGGGUCGGGUUCGGAAGAGGGCGAGAGUGGAUCCGGGCCAAACGGUUCUGAGGAGGUCUUACAGGUUGAAAGAGGGUGUGAAAGGAAAUUCGGCCCCCACUCGACUGCUGGCAUUGCCCGAGUCGAGUGGCAAAGCUGCGAAGAAGUGCUUUUUGAGCGAGAAGUGCUUGCGGUCGAGGAGCGUUUUGAUGCAUAAGGUGGAGAAGGCUUCUACCAAGGAACAUUGUUAUGAUUUAAGCUUAAAGUGCUUAUCGGGGCCUCCUUUGAUUAAGCAUGCGUCGGCAAAAUCGCGCGAAGUUAAGGAGAAAAGGCUUUCGACAAGUGGUUCUAGUGGGAAAAGUAGGUCCAAGAAAAGCGGUGGAGAUUUUGGCGUAAAUGGGAAGACUUUAAGGUCUGAGGAAUCGGGGCUUGCUUUAAUUGAGUGGUCCGGAAGUUCGAGGAAUAUUGAGAUGCAUUCAUUGUCUGAAAAAAGUACACUUUCAGACAAGGAAUGUUCGAGGUCGGCAAGAAGUGCGAGAAGGCAAUUGCGGAAAGAAAUGUCGGAGGGAGGUAGUUCUGUGAUUGAAUUGCCUGAAACCUCAAUAUAUCCGAGAAGUAGAUCAAAGAAGUCUCGUAAGGGUCAUGAUGGCAGCUCAAAAAGUGAGAAAAUUGCGGCUGCAAGUGAGGAGAAACGCUUAGAGUUGAGAAAUGUUGAAAUGCAUGUGCAGAAGGAAAGCUCUGAGAGAGAAGGUUCUGAGUUGAAUGAGAACGGCUUACGGUCUCCGAAAAUAGAGUCGAUUCUAAACGAACUGUUUGGUGCUACUGACGAGAUGGAUGCGGAGAAUUGUGAUUCUGAUGUGCAGAGUGAAAAAUGCCUUAAGUCUCGCAAUGUUGAGUGUGAAGAGAACACAGAUGAAAAAUAUGGGAAAUCGACGGAUGGAGUUGAACGGCCGGGUUCUUCCAGUAGAAAAGGUAAUGCCGGUAAAAAUGUACAAGAAUCUGAGGGAAAGGAGAAGAAAGUCGUGUGCUGUUUCGUAGGGGAGCCAAUUCCGGAAGAAGAAGCUCGGAAGAAGUGGCAGUGGCGAUACGAUUUAAAGAGCAAGAAAAAAGGCAAAGGCUGGAAAAUAAAUGCGGAUGGAGAAGAUGAGAUCGUAUUGAACGUGUCUUGCCAUUAUGCUCAAGCCAGAGUUGGUAACUGUCUUCUGGAUAUCGGAGAUUGCGUGUAUGUAAAGGGUGAAGGAACAAAGAAACACAUCGGUCAGAUAUUGGAAUUUUUCAAAACAACACUAGGCGAUGACUACUUUAGAGUCCAAUGGUUUUUCAGGGCUGAAGAUACGGUCCUCAAGACCACUGCCUCAUCGCAUGACAAAAGGCGGUUAUUCUACUCCACUUUGACGAACGACAACUUAUUAGAUUGCAUCAUAUCAAAAGUUAAUGUUGUUCAAAUACAGCCCACGGUAUCCCUAAAAUCGAAGAAUAUUCAGUCAGCUGCAUUUUAUUAUGACAUGGAAUACUGUGUGGAUUAUUCGACAUUUCGAACCUUGGUUGAAGACAUUUUCGAACUUCCUACCGAGAGCCAAUCACUUUUGUCGAAUUUGACCUGUCUUGAUGAAAAACCGAUUACUGUAAUGCCCUUGGCGGUUUUGCCGGAUAUUAAAUCUACAGAACCAGAAUUGGCCUUACUUGAUCUCUACUCUGGCUGUGGUGGAAUGUCAACUGGACUAUGUCUUGGCGCCAAACAUUCUGGUGUCAAUCUCGUGACGAAGUGGGCUGUUGAUUCGAGUAGCGCUGCAUGUGACAGUUUAAGGCUUAACCAUCCAGAAACCCGUGUUAGAAAUGAAUCAAUUGAUUGUUUUCUGAAGCUAUUAAAACAUUGGGAGAAAUUGUGUAAAAUGUACGUGUCCGACUUAGAUAGAACUCUUAGAUGUGAAUUAGAGGAUCCACUGGAAGCUGAAGCCAAUACGACUCAAUCAGCAGAAGAGGAACCUUCUGGAGAAUAUGAGGUUUCGCGUCUAGUCGAUAUUUGUUAUGGAGAUCCAAACGAUACUGGAAAGUGUGAGCUACACUUCAAGGUACGUUGGAAGGGAUACAGCCCAGAUGACGAUACGUGGGAACCAAUCAAUGGACUGAGUAACUGCCGAGAGCGCAUACGAGAUUUUGUCGUCAAAGGGUUCAAAUCCAAAAUCCUCCCUCUCCCUGGUGAUGCUGACGUCAUCUGCGGCGGCCCGCCUUGCCAGGGCAUCAGCGGCUACAACCGGUACCGCAACUUCGAGUCCCCGCUGGCGGACGAGCGUAACCGCCAGAUCAUCGUGUUCAUGGACGUGGUGGAGUUCCUGAAGCCGAGGUACGCCCUGAUGGAGAACGUGACGGACAUCAUCCGCUUCGACGGCGGCUCCCUCGCCCGCUACGCCCUCAGCCGCAUCGUGCGCAUGCGCUACCAGGCAAAGCUCGGCACCGCCGCCUCCGCCUGCUACGGCCUCCCUCAGUUCCGCCUCCGCGUCUUCAUUUGGGCCGCCGCCCCUUCCCAACGCUUGCCCCCCUUCCCCCUCCCCACCCACGACGUGGCCUCCGUCCGCUGCUGGCCCCCACUCGAGUUCGAGCGCAACCUCAUCGCCCACGACGAGGGUGGGCCCCGCCUGCUCGAGCCCCCCGCCGUCCUCCGCGACUCCAUCUCCGACCUCCCGGAGGUCGCCAACGACGAGGCUAGAGAGGAGAUGGCGUACGACAAGCCUCCAGAGACGGAGUUCCAAUCCUACUUACGGUCGGGGAGUCGUGGUGAGAUUCUGUACGACCACAGGCCAUUGCGGUUGUCGGAGACAGACUACAUGCGCGUGUGCCUGGUCCCGCGGAGGAAAGGGGCGAGUUUUCGGGAUUUUCCGGGGAUUGUGGUGGGGGAAGACAAUGUGGUACGGAGGGUGGAGGGCUCGGUGGUGCUGCUACCCAAUGGGAGGCCGCUUGUGACGGACGGCGUACUGAACUUCGAAGGGGGGAAGUCGAGGAGGCCGUAUGCGAGGGUGUGGUGGGAUGAGACUGUGUCGACUAUAGUGACGUUCCCGCACGUAAGGGCGCAGGCGAUCCUGCACCCGGAGCAGGACAGGCUGCUGACGGUGAGGGAGUGCGCGAGGCUGCAGGGGUUUCCAGAUUAUUACAGGUUUUGCGGGACGAUCAAGGAGAGGUACCGACAGAUUGGGAAUGCGGUCUCGGUUCCGGUGUCGAGGGCGCUGGGGUAUGCGCUGGGGAUGGCGUGCAGGAAGGCGGUUGGUGAAGGGCACUUGAUGUCCUUGCCACCCAAGUUUUGCUGUCAGCUCGACUUCUGUUCAGGGGAGUGA